Aspergillus terreus NIH2624 is the source of this 1056-nucleotide messenger RNA. RefSeq lists its product as uncharacterized. The transcript has 3 exons. Bases 1 to 1056 code for a protein of 351 amino acids. Lineage: Eukaryota; Fungi; Ascomycota; Eurotiomycetes; Eurotiales; Aspergillaceae. The record is from RefSeq and is a predicted model, not a curated record.
AUGAACCUUCGCUCGUUUCUUCUGGGGAGCGUGGUCGCUCUGGGCGCCAAGGCCUUCUUGGUGGUCCCAGACGUGGAGGUAGAUGCCAUCGCCACCCCGGAUGAAGGCGCCUUCUCCGACCUGCAGCCCUUCGACGCCCACGUUUCCCAGCGGCAGAACGUCGAUCUUCUAUGUUCAGAGUGUCCCUUCCGCGAAGUCGGUCGCCAUGGAAAGGUCCACUGGACCGACGGUUAUCAGACGUCCUUGUUGUUGAACUUCUCCAUCGACAACGGCUUCCUGUUGGCAAACGGCCAUCAGAUCUUCCCGCCGCCCCCUCCUACUCUUAUCACCGCGAAGCAGCGUCGCCUGACCGAUGGCGAAGAGUCGGAGCCUAUUCCAUUGGGAUAUGCCGUCGAAAUGACCCCCUUGCCAUCCCCGCCGGAAGAACCCUUGGAUAUGGUUGAUGUUCGCUUCACUGUCCUUGACCUCGAUGGCCAUCCCGUCCCCCUCGAUACUGUCGCCAUCAGCCUCAUCCAUGACAUGAACGGCAACCUUUACAUGGCCAAGACCUAUAUCGAGGAGACCACCCCGGAUCGCAUCUCGUGGAAGCAGUGUCGUGGAAAGCCUCGCUGCUUGCGGAGACUGUUGUUCGACCGUAUGCGCGCCCUAUUCGCCGCCGCCAAAGCACGCAUGCUCGGACUGGGCCGCAAGCCAUCGGGCUGUGGCGGCCGUCCGCACCACCCCCCUCACCCGGACGGUUUCGCUCCGGAUCGGAUGUCACCUGAAGAUAUGGACCGCAUGUGGAGACACACUUUUGCCCGCAUGGUCCGCUUCAUUGUUGUUCCGGCCAUCCUGGGGGUGUCUGCUGGCUUGACUGCCAGCGCUCUGGGCAUGCUGGUUGGUCAGACGCUCGUCUAUCUCUGGCAACGCUACCGUCGAUCUGACCGUCAGGAGUCGGUCGAGCGUGGCGAUGACUCGGAGAAGGAGGCUUUGAUCGCGGACGAUGCGGAGGAUCUGCCUCCUGCGUACAAUGACGACGAGUUCCACAUCGAGGAGCUCCCCGCAGAUAAGAACUAG